CUCGUCCACCUCUGAUUGCGAGCAGAUCCUGGCAAAGCCAGAGGCCGUGGACCCGAGGAGGAGGGCAGGGACCACUGAGAAGGCUGGAUGUCGCCGGAGAUGGCUGUGUCCGAGCCUGCGGACAGCACUGCGGGAUCAGUAACCUUCAAAGACGUGACUAUGGCUUUUACCCAGAGGGAAUGGGAGCAGCUAGACCCAACUCAGAAAAGCCUGUACAAGGAUUUGAUGCUGGAGAACUCCAGCAACCUCGCCUCAAUGGGGGCAGGGUGUCAAGCUGCCAAGCCAGACAUGGUCUCCAAGUUGGACAAAGGAGAAGAGCCAUGUGUGGGAAAGGGGAAAAGACCCAGACAAGGCGGAACACCACGUGAAACACCAAGACCCAAGCAGAAAGGAGCCAAUAGAAAGGAAGUCCAGGAAGAUGAUGACCAGCUAGAGAAUCACCAGGAAUCUCAAAACAAACUCCUUAGGGAAGUUACAUUAAAGAAAAAAACUUUGACUAAGAAGAAAGGCCAUGAAGGUGGUUCAUUGGGGACAAAAAAUGUGAGUACAACACAAGUGUCUUCCAAAAAAAAGCUUCUUAAAUUUAAUUUAGAGGGAAAGAGUCUGAAACAGAAGAAUUUCGACCUACCUGGUCAUAUAAGAAACCAUGCAAAAAAGAAACCUGAUGUAGCUAAAGAGCACAGGAAAUCACUGGGCCACACCUUAUCUGAGGCAAAGAAAGACAAAAAUAAAACUGGAAAGAGACAGAAAUUAUCUAACCAGAGCUUAUCUGACGGGUGUGACAAAACCCAAAGUGGCAGGAAAUGUGAGAACUUGGUUCAUCGCGGCUCAUCCCGCACUAAAUGGGACAACGCUGAAACUGGAGAGAAACGUGAAAAAUCAUCCAGCCAUAGUUCACCUCCUACGAAGUGUGACACUGCUCAAGCUAAAGUGAAACCUUAUGAAUGUAGUCAGUGUGGGAAAGUUCUCAGCCACAAACAAGGACUUGUAGACCAUCAGAGAACUCAUACUGGGGAAAAACCGUAUGAAUGUAAUGAAUGUGGGAUAGCCUUUAGCCAAAAGUCACACCUGGUUGUACAUCAGAGAACUCACACUGGAGAAAAACCGUAUGAAUGUAUUCAGUGUGGUAAAGCUCACGGUCAUAAACAUGCCCUCACUGACCAUCUGAGAGUUCAUACUGGGGAAAAGCCCUAUAAGUGUACUGAAUGUGGGAAAACCUUCAGGCACAGCUCAAAUCUUAUUCAACAUGUGAGAUCUCACACAGGUGAGAAGCCCUAUGAAUGUAAGGAAUGUGGAAAAUCCUUUAGGUAUAACUCAUCUCUAACUGAACAUGUGAGAACUCAUACAGGGGAAAUACCAUAUGAAUGCAGUGAAUGUGGAAGAGCCUUUAAGUAUAGCUCAUCUCUUACUAAACACAUGAGAAUCCAUACAGGUGAGAAACCCUUUGGAUGUAAUGAAUGUGGGAAGGCUUUCAGCAAGAAGUCACACCUCAUGAUACAUCAAAGGACUCAUACUAAGGAGAAACCGUAUAAAUGUGAUGAAUGUGGAAAAGCCUUUGGACACAGUUCAUCCCUUACUUACCACAUGAGAACACAUACUGGUGAAAGUCCCUUUGAAUGUGAUCAGUGUGGGAAGGCCUUCAAACAAAUCGAAGGCCUUACUCAACAUCAGAGGGUUCACACUGGGGAGAAACCCUAUGAAUGUAAUGAGUGUGGGAAAGCCUUUAGCCAAAAGUCACACCUUAUUGUACAUCAUAGAACUCAUACUGGGGAGAAACCCUAUGAAUGUAAUGAAUGUGGAAAAGCCUUCAAUGCAAAGUCACAACUUGUUAUACAUCAGAGAGCCCACACUGGAGAGAAACCCUAUGAAUGUAAAGAAUGUGGAAAAGCCUUCAAACAAAAUGCAUCCCUUACCAAACAUGUGAAAACUCAUUCAGAAGAGAAAUCUCAUGAGUGAAAUAAUGUGGGAAAUCUUUGAAUUGAACUGAAGGUUUUAUUUAACUUGAGAAGUAUUCUGAAUUUAAAGGAUGUUGGAAAGCCUUUAACAAGAAGUCACACCUCAUUAUACACAAAAGAAUUUGAAAAUAAAUCUUCACAUAGAAGCAACUGAGAGUUUAAACUUGAUACCAAACCUUUUAUAGAAAAGUUUUACAAAUUAUUGUAAAUGACCUAUGUUUACAUUGAAAUAUAAAGUUUAAAAAAUGUUAAUAAGUUAAAUAAGCAGAGCCCUAGAGAAACAUUCACGUGCUGAAAAUUUCUGAGCUGCUUGAGUGUUGUAUACUCAACAUAUGAGAAUUGAAUUUGCAUAUCUGUUCAUUGCCAUGUAUAAGUGUUUGUGGUCAUUGGUAUGAGCCUCAUCUUUGAUAUCACUCAGCUCUUAAUGUUUUUGUUACCUUCUGCAUAAGCAGAAUACUUUAUAAAAAGCUCAUUUAUGUAAAAAUAUUAACACAAAAUUAAGAGAAAAUGAAAGAAAGCAGCUGAGGUUACACAGGUGCUGGGACAAAAUGAUGUUCAAGUUAUAUGUUAAGUGAAAAUAGCAGCUUGCUGAAGUACGCAUCUGGUAUGUUCCCACUUAUGCACAAAAGGGUGCCUGUGUUUGUCUCUCUGUCUCUCUCUAAGUAUGUAUAUAUAACUAUGUUUGUAUGUGAAUAGACCUGGUUUGAAAAAUAGAGAUAAAACUUAAGGGCAGCUGCCCUUGGGCACAGGAGGACAGUAAUGGAGUCUGGGCUGGGAGGGAGGCCUCCUGUUCAUUGUGUACUGUUUGAACAUUUUCAUCAGGUACGUGUAUUAUUCCCAAAAUUAAAACCCUUUUGAUAUGCAUAAAUCAACACUAAUUAAAAGUUUCACUGAGUCCACUCCAUGAUGUUGUUUGAUAAAGUAGAAGUUUCUGUGCCUAUUCAUUAAUGAUGAUGAGUCUAAGAAUAUUACAUUG
Molecule: messenger RNA, 2931 nt
Organism: Artibeus jamaicensis (Jamaican fruit-eating bat)
Lineage: Eukaryota; Metazoa; Chordata; Mammalia; Chiroptera; Phyllostomidae
Gene: ZFP37
Product: ZFP37 zinc finger protein
Exons: 4
Coding region: 88-1956 (622 amino acids)
Biological process (GO): regulation of transcription by RNA polymerase II
Cellular component (GO): nucleus
Molecular function (GO): RNA polymerase II cis-regulatory region sequence-specific DNA binding; DNA-binding transcription activator activity, RNA polymerase II-specific
Source: RefSeq, a predicted model, not a curated record